CAAAAACUGGCACCUGAUCGAAUACUGAUUUAAGCUAUUUUCCUAUAUGUAUUUGGAUCUGAUCACAAGUGUAUACAUGUAUUAUGCCUAUAUUUUUUUAUCGGGUGUAUACACAUUGUACCUACCCUUUAUUGGGUCAGCGCCCCUGAUUGAUUAUAGACAUCUUUUAGGUCUUGGACGACGCACGUACGUCGCCAGCGGCGGCGGUCUCGUCGGAGAGCGGAGAGUCUAGCGCGCGGCCGGCCGGCCAGGCGAGCGCGAUCCUCGAUCGGACAGACAAGUGGUUGUUGGUCGAUCGAGAUGACGGGAUGCCUGUGGCCGUGCGUGGGAGCGGCGGUGGCCGAGGAUGGGGCCGGCCACCGGGGGCUGUUCCGCUCCAAGCCCAGGACCCCCGCGGAGGUGGUGCAGCACGUCAGGUACCUGGUCACCUACGUCCUCAACAACAAGGACGGCUGUGCCGGCGGCAGGCGCGACGCCAAGCUUGAGCACAGGAUGUUAGAACUAAGCAAAGGGAUCAAAGAGAUGAAAGGCAUUCUCUAUGGCAAUGGUGAAGACGAUCCUUGUGAAGAAGCUUGCAAGCAAUUGACUAAGGAGUUCUUCAAGAAGAACACAGACACCUUCCGUCAAUUUAUUGUUUGCCUUCAAUACGUGAACUUGGAUACACAAAAGGAUGUCACUCAAGUGAUUGCAAAUUUGCAAAGGCAAAAGGUUGAUUCAAGAUUGGUUGCCUCUGAUUACUUGGAAGCUAACUUGGAUCUUUUGGAAAUUUUGAUGUCUGGGUACGAAAACUUGGACAUCGCAAUACAUUAUAGUACUCUAUUGAGAGACUGCAUACGCCACCAAGUUGCUGCAAGGUACGUAUUGGAAUGUCCACACUUGAGGACAUUCUUUGAUCAUAUACAGUUUCCAGACUUCAAUAUACAAUCCGAUGUGUUUAAAACUUUUAAGGAGCUCAUGACACGACAUAAAUCAACUGUUGCUGAGUUCUUUUCCAAGAAUUAUGAUUGGUUCUUUGCAGAAUUCAACUCGAAGCUGAUAUUAUCUGCUUCCAACUACUUCAUCCGAAGGCAAGCUGUUCAACUCUUGCGAGACAUUCUUUUGGAAAGGUCAAACAGUGCAGUGAUGAUGCGCUAUGUUAGUUCGAAAGAGCACCUCAUGAUUCAUAUGAACCUUCUAAGGGAUGACAGCAUAGCUAUUCAGGUAGAGGCUUUCCAUGUCUUCAAGCUGUUCGUCGCUAACAAGGAGCAGCCACCUGAGAUCACCAGCAUACUGCGCACCAACAGAAGCAAGCUCCUGAGGUUCUUGAAAGACUUCACCACCGUGGAGAAAGACGAUAAGAAGUUCGAGGCCGAUAAAGCUACGGUCAUCUCGAAGAUCCUAGCGCUAGCUGGCGCUGAAAAUUAGUAGGCGUCGACAUAAAAAGUGCAGUAGCUAGCUAAGUGUCUGUCUCCGUGUGUGUUUUUCUUUUUGUGUUCCAUAAGCCGGUGCCGGCUCAUUGGUUUCUUUAAUUUGGGCCGCCGCGGCGCCGCGCCACAAGUGAGCGCGCAGCGUGCUGCAGUGCUGAUGACAGGCUGUUGUCUUCUUACCGUAGUAGCGACAUUUACCAGUCGAGUAUCCUGUGCCA
Sorghum bicolor (sorghum) is the source of this 1624-nucleotide messenger RNA. Its product is annotated as putative MO25-like protein At5g47540. The coding region runs from base 301 to 1404 and encodes 367 amino acids. Gene Ontology annotation, molecular function: protein serine/threonine kinase activator activity. The transcript has 11 exons. Gene Ontology annotation, biological process: intracellular signal transduction. The record is from RefSeq and is a predicted model, not a curated record. NCBI's taxonomy places the organism in Eukaryota, Viridiplantae, Streptophyta, Magnoliopsida, Poales, Poaceae.